Messenger RNA from Peniophora sp. CBMAI 1063, 4545 nucleotides. The record is from the annotation of a GenBank genome assembly. Lineage: Eukaryota; Fungi; Basidiomycota; Agaricomycetes; Russulales; Peniophoraceae.
AUGUCUGCGAUGACUGAGAGAAUGAGACCCGCUCCGCUCAUUCUGACCCCGCCCGACUCACCCACCGCGCCUGCCAAGGGCUUUCGCGGCGCCACCCCGCCUCCAUCCUCGCCGUCUUCACCGUCUUCGCUCGAGUUUGAGGCCAAAGACAGCAGGCGUAUGAGCCGCUUGCCACCUCUGCGCCGUCCACACCGCGCCCAGGACGACGCUUUUGUUAGGCGUCACGUUCUCGGUGCAUCCUCUCCCAUAAACGUGGAUGAGGACGAGUACACGGCCGCGGUGCCAGACUCUUAUGCGCCCAAGCGCAAAGGAUUCCGCCUCUCCAGACUGCCAUCCGACGCUCCCGCGUCCACGCACACGAGAUCAGAUCCAACCGUACAUCCAUCUGCAUCUACCGCUCCCAAGCACAGCUUAUCUUCUCGGCCGCAGCUGCCGACACCAUCGCCUCCUGCGCCGUCGCCACCGCGCACAAGCCGUCUGACCGGCCCGCGUCCUCCGCGACAUUCACGCUCUUCAUCGCUGUCUACGCCUAGCGCAACCAUCUCGGCGCUCUUCCCGUCAACCGCGCCCGCAUCAGCAAGUUCGGCAUCAGGCAUCUUCACUGCGUCACCAUUUCCCCACACUCCUUCGCCACUCCCGUCCACUGCGACUAUCCCACCCUCAGCUUACACGCGCGGCCGCACUACCUCGCUCAACGAUGUCGAUUCCACUUCCCUGCCUGGCGCAAAUGCGUCUUCCCCGCCUUCUGCUUUUACACAAGGAGGAGCGUAUAUACGCAAACGCACGAUCUCGCUUGGAAAUGCGGGAUUGACCAUCAACACCGACAUCAAGCCCGCAGGACGGAUGCUCCCCAUCCCGCGCCGAUCUAGUUCGACUGUACCCGCACCAGCACCUGGUCAUACAGCUCGCACAAAUGCGGCCCCACCACCUUCGCUAUCUCGUACGACCUCGAUUUCAAGCGCCGGUCGCCAUACUCGGUCUAACUCCAGUAUGAGCACGAGUACUCGCCCUCCCUCGCGAUCUUCCACCGGCAUGCCCAGGCCCGCAGGUGCUCGCGCUCCCAGCAGUAGCAGACCUCCAUCACUAGCACCACUCGCGCGGCCGUCUGCCGAAGCACCUUACGCAGAAACAGCAUAUUCGGCUAGCAAACCCGCGCCGUCGCCCGCAGUCUCCGUAGGCCGACGCGAGUCGUACAGACCGCUUCCACCAGCCCCCAGUCGCCGUGCUUCCGCCCAGGACUCUCAUGUUGCGAACCCGCAUGGUGUGGACUCGACACAUGUUCCGAUGCACACACUUGAUGUGCCUAUGAGCGUCACCACUUCUCCCGCUCCGUCAAGCGCGACGUACGUCGAGACACCUUCACUAGCUCAGUAUGUCUCGCCGUCGUCUAAGCGAUCACCUGCGGACAAACCCACACUCGAAGCUUCACUCACGCGCGUAAAACAAGAGCGGGGCUCUGAUUCGGAGCAAGACUCGCCCGAUGAAGUUUACGACUAUCGUGCGCUCAAGCGGAAUGCGAGGAAUAGUGGACAACACCUGCUCAGAGCCGAUGAGCCAGCACUAUAUGGAGAUGGAGGAAGUGAAGAUGAGUGGGAGGAGCUAUCGGGGCACGAGAAGGUUGUCAAGCCUAGUCGCACGUCGACGCUUUUUGCACUAGGUGCACACGCCGUGCCACCCACGACUCCCGCGCAGCACGACAUACUCUCACCUACUUCCCCCGACCAGCACGUAUCGCCAGCAAGAUAUAACCAAUACGCCGCGAUGCCCGAGACGCCCGCUCAUCUGCAAGAGCCUCCCGCCUCCGCGCCCAUCAACCCGCCCAGCGCUGAUUCCAUGCGGUGGGCAAGUUCGGCACAAUGGACGGGCGUCGUAUCGUCUGGCUCGGAGUACUCGGUGCCCAGCACAGUACUUCUUUCGCCACACCCUCCGGCCUCCGCGCCAGUCCCGCUUUCGGCGCCUCCGAAUGCAAUGGCGUUUGCUCUGGCCACAAAUGAUCGGCUUGUCGAGAGUCCACUCGCGAAUGCCGAACGCGCCUUUGGCCGGGCGCUGGCGGACGCGAGCGACGAUGCACCUAAGAGCGUACCUCUCGCACUUCGUCCCGGCCACUCUGAUUCUUCGACGAAACCUGCUACGCGCAAGCCCGUCUCACCGAAACGCGCACCCGCCACCCCGGACAAAUCGACAGCAUUCUUCCACACCGCGCCCUCGUCUCCGAAGCCCAAGGCCAGCUCGCCUACGUCGUCUGCCCCUGCUCCGGUCAAGAAACGUCGCGCAAAGAAGACGAGCGCAGACGCGAGCGGGUUCAGCUUCGUGCGAGGUGCUGAUGGGCGUAUCACGCGUGUACCGGUACCUGGAGGAUCCCCAGCAGCUACGAUCGCUUCCCCAAUGCCCCCUACUUCGAAGAGGCCUCCCAGCGUAAUCUCCGCUGCGAAGACAUUGGCUCCUGCCGCCGUGGUUCCCUCCGUCUGCGUCUCCGAUUCCGCCUCAGAAGCGCACAGCACCCCACCCAGUACCCCGCGACUCCAGCGUCUACGCUCGAAACGGUCAUUCAAGACACCAUCUCCUGCGCCCAGUUUACGCGAGAUCAGACCAGCGCCGAGUGCAUUCACUGGGAUAGGCAUCUCUGAGGCCGAUGACGCGGAACCUUCGGACCCGGCAGCUGCGCUUCAAAGGCUGAACGGAGGUGCUUCGGGUAGCGGUGCUUCAACGGAAGAUGGCGAAGGUGUUAUUGUUCCCCCCGCACGUCGAGAGUCUCUCGCAUACGUUCCUUCUCGCAAUAACUCUAUCGCGGCUCGUCGCGAGUCCUCUACCACACACUCGCGCCGCUCCUCGGUCGUAGGUCCGCGAGCGCCUGUGCGUAUCAGCGUCGGUGCGGCACAGCGCAAACGGCUGUCCAAGAGAAUGUCCGUACGUAGAGCAGCCCCUGAUGCUGGCUCUACCGCCGGCGAUAGUGCUACGGCGAGCGGUUUGCAGACACCCAGAGCACAAGACGUAGAGCCUAGUACGGAGGAAGCGAGGAUGGAGAGGCUUGAUGUGGAGGACAGUGCGCUGCGCUCUCGCGGUGCGCGUUCGUCCGCCAGCUCUUCCGCGCCGACGCUCACUCUAUCCAUCCCGCCCUCGCCAUCCAUCUCAGCGCCAUCAACGACUGUGCCAACUCAGGCCGCUCAACCCGUCGCUGUGCCCGAAACACCCUCACUCGAUGAUCCCGGCGCCCUGCCUUCGCCGCUCAACACUGCCACAAUGCCUUCUCCCGGAAGAGUUGCGGAAUGGACUCGCGCGCGAUACCGCGACUCACUCGUGCCGCCGCCUGGAGAGCCGCCCGCAUCACCCAAUACUAUCCUUCGCAGGCUGCGUGAAGGGAAUGCAGGCAGGAGUGAGGCCCCUCCUCGACCGUCUUCACCUACGAUCGCGCUCGUAUCAUCUGCAGAAAGGCCGAACGUCACCGAGGCGGCGAUUAUAUCUCAUCCUGCACGCGAGGGUGCAGGCUCGCGAGGCGAGGGUCAGGAGGGUCAGGUUCAACGCGUGUUCACGGAGCUGGAUCGCGCCCUCCUGCUACUUGACGUGGACCCCGAGCUCGAGCUGCCCGAAGACGAGCCACUACCAGCCUACAUGCUCACUGCAGCCGUAGCGGAUGGCGAGCGUAGUCUUGACCGCGGACCGCGCAGACCACACGGCGCGAUACGCCCGCCACCCAGCUACGCCAGCUUAGGUAUACGGCCUCCAAAACCGCAGCGUACGGGCGGUGGUGGUUUGCGAGCGUUGUUCGCGAGGAAUAAUGCGAGCCGGAACACUGUCGGGGAUGAAAGCGGAAACGAGAGUGAAGGAGGCAGACGACGCGGUUUGAGGCGCUUCUUCGGUAGCGGCAGCACUGGAGAUCUUCGUAUGAUGGAGGCAGAACCGCGUCGCUCAACAUCGUCCUUGGCGCCAUCCUACAUGUCAACAACCGGCCGCGAACUUGCGCCGCCGUCGUCGCUCAGGCCGAACGCUUCGUCUAUCAACGCGCGCAGGCCCUCGCAUGCUAUGAGCCUUAGUGCGGAUAUGGCUAGCAGCGAGCCGCCUCGCCCUGAGAGCUCUCUGCGCGCCGGCUCGCUUGAUGUUCGUAGCUCGAGUGCUAUGGAGCUUAGCAGAACCGAGACUAGGCAGAGUGAACAAACGACGCAUUCGCGCAUGGACGAAGACUCGGCGGAGGCGUCUCCGUUCCCGAGUAGCACACCUUCCGUUGGCCGGCCACUCCUACGCGAUGGGCGCAUUCUGGUGUACCCUGAAGGCCACGAAUGCUCUAUGUGUAACAACACCGGCUUUGCGCACGACGAUCCAAACCACGCAUGCGAGAUAUGCUGGAACAAACACUCUCGACCCUUCACGUCGGUCCUCGCGCGUUUCUUCCGUCGUGGAGUUGCGAAGAAGGACCGUGCGCGGCUGCAGAAGCCACUGCGCGCACCGAACAGUGCGCCAGGGAACAUACAGAGCUUUGCUGUCGGUGAACAGGCUGGUCCGAGCGUCACCGCCAGUACGCACUCGCACGCCAGCCAUCGUCACCAGUGA